AUGGAUUCCCCUCCCCGCGGCCGUGACGUCACUGGCGUACGUUGUGACGUCACAGGCGUGCGUCGCGACGUCCGUGCGUACUUGGAGGAGCGGGAGGAAAGCAGCUCCGGGGACCAGGCCCAGGCGCUGCUGGAACGGUUACAACGGCAGGCCCGGGAGCGACAGCUUAAGAAACAGCAAGAGGCGGCCACCCCCGAACCCUCCCGCCAACCCCAGGCACCGGACCUCAAGGCCGAGCCCCCCAACAAACCCCAGGCACCGCACGUGAAGGCCGAUGUCCAGGUAGAGCCGAAGAGAAAAACGAAGAAGAGGAAACGAGAGGAGGAGGAGAGCCCCCCAGGUGACCCGGCUUCCGAAAAGGCAGAGGCCAGCGGGGAAGAGAACCACACCCCCAGGAAGAAAAGGAAAAAGAAGAGAAAAGGAAAAGUGGAAAAUGGCCAAAUUACUGCAGGUUUGUUGGGAAGCGGAGGCCGAACGGAAAAGGAAGGAUCCCCAGAGAAGACCGAGGAGAAGCAGACCACCGGUUCCCCAAGGGAGACACUGCCCGGCCCAGCCGAUGCGCUCAUCCUUGGAGGCUUUGGCAAGAAGGCUCUGCAAAAGGUGCAGCCUUUCUUACCCCAGUGGCUGGCUGAGCCCAGCCGGGUCGGGAAGAGCGUCACGGAAGACCUGGUGCCCAUCCGGGAUAUUCCGGGGAUCCACCCUGGUAUCCAAAAGAAGCUAGAGGCGAACGGCAUCUCCAGCUAUUUUCCAGUUCAGGCCGCCGUGAUCCCCGCGGUCCUGGAGGGUGCGACCCACGGCUUCUUGGUGGGCAGGGGCGGCUACCGGCCCAGGGACAUCUGUGUGUCGGCCCCCACGGGUAGCGGCAAGACCCUGUCCUUCGUCAUCCCCGUGGUCCAGAUCCUGUCGGAGCGGGCCGUGUGCCACGUCCGGGCGCUGGUCGUGCUGCCCACGAAGGAACUCGCCCAGCAGGUGAGCAAGGUGUUCCACACGUACACGGAGCAGACGGUGCUCAGAGUCGCUCUGGUCACCGGCCAGAAGUCCCUCGCCAAGGAGCAGGAGCUGCUCGUCCAGGAAACGGACACCGGCUAUCGCAGCCUGGCUGACAUCGUGGUGGCCACCCCGGGCCGGCUGGUGGACCACAUCGACCAGACCCCGGGCUUCAGCCUCAGGCAGCUCCGCUUCCUGGUGAUCGACGAGGCGGACCGGAUGAUUGACAGCAUGCAGCAGUCAUGGCUGCCCCGCGUCAUGGCCGCCGUGUUCGGGGGCGGAGGGUCCGGGGGUCCCAGGGAGCUGCUCCAGAGGACGGCGCCCGGGGUGAUCACCGCUGCCAGCUCCUGCCGCCCCCAGAUGCCCCUGCAGAAGCUGCUCUUCUCCGCCACGCUGACGCGGGACCCCGAGAAACUGCAGCAGCUGGGCCUCUACCAACCCCACCUCUUCUCCGCCACCGGGACCGGGGAAGGGCCGGCCGGGGAUGGGAAGUACACCUUCCCCGCUGGACUAUCGCAUUACUACGUGCCCUGCGGUCUCAGCUCCAAGCCCCUGCUCAUCCUGCAUCUGCUGCGCCAAGGGGACUUCCCGCGAGUCCUGUGCUUCACCAACUCCAGGGAGAACUCGCACAGGCUGUUCCUGUUGAUCCAGGCCUUCGGGGGCGUGAAGGUGGCCGAGUUCUCCUCCCGCUGCGGGCCCGGCCAGAGGAAGCUGAUCCUGAAGCAGUUUGAACAGGGGAAGAUCCAGCUGCUGAUCAGCACAGACGCCACCGCCCGGGGCAUCGAUGUAGAAGGGGUGAAGCUGGUCAUCAACUACGACGCCCCCCACUACAUCCGGAGCUACGUGCACCGGGUGGGCCGGACCGCGCGGGCAGGCAGGACUGGACUGGCGUACACCUUCCUUCUCCAGGUGCAGGAGCAGAAGUUUCUGCGCAUGCUCCAGGAGGCAGGGGCGCCCACGCUGCAGCCACAUCCGGUCCGCCGUGAGCUCCUGGAGCCGCUGGUCCCCCAGUACCAGGCUGCGCUGGCAACUCUCCAGAAGACGAUCAAGGAGGAGCGGAAACAGAGGAGGGCGUGAGGCCGGGGGCCUCGUCCGAGGCCGCUGCCUCCCGAAGCCUCCCGGGCCGAGGGUCGG
Tachyglossus aculeatus (Australian echidna) is the source of this 2121-nucleotide messenger RNA. RefSeq names its product DEAD-box helicase 51 (gene DDX51). The coding region runs from base 1 to 2064 and encodes 687 amino acids. Lineage: Eukaryota; Metazoa; Chordata; Mammalia; Monotremata; Tachyglossidae. Gene Ontology annotation, molecular function: nucleic acid binding; ATP binding. Gene Ontology annotation, cellular component: nucleus. The transcript has 16 exons. The record is from RefSeq and is a predicted model, not a curated record.